Messenger RNA from Haliotis rubra (blacklip abalone), 955 nucleotides. Its product is annotated as myosin regulatory light chain, smooth muscle-like. Lineage: Eukaryota; Metazoa; Mollusca; Gastropoda; Lepetellida; Haliotidae. The coding region runs from base 1 to 477 and encodes 158 amino acids. Gene Ontology annotation, cellular component: cytoplasm; myosin II complex. The record is from RefSeq and is a predicted model, not a curated record. The transcript has a single exon. Gene Ontology annotation, molecular function: myosin heavy chain binding; calcium ion binding.
AUGGCUCCCCAGAACGUGUUCUCCAUGUUCCGUCAGUCUCAGGUGCAGGAGUUCAAGGAAGCCUUCGCCCUCAUCGACGUCAACAGGGACGGCGUCAUCGAAAUAGACGACCUGAAGAGCAUCUACGGCAACCUGGGCAAAGUACCCGCCGACUCCGAGCUGAAGGAGAUGUUGAAGGAAGCCCCUGGUCCCCUGAACUUCACCACCUUCCUCAACCUGUUCGGGGAGAAGAUGGGAGGGACGGACGGCGAGGAGACCAUCCGUAGCGCCUUCGCCAUGUUUGACGAGGAGGGCAAGGGCGUGCUGCCCGAGGAGUACAUCAAGGAUCUCCUGGAGAACAUGGGAGACAACUUCACGAAGGAGGAGAUCAAACAGACGUGGAAGGAGGCCCCUAUUUGCAAGGGCAUGUUCAACUACGUGGCCUUCACCGCCAAGGUCAAGGGCAAACAGGAUGACGAGGAAAUGGCCAAGGCUUAAACGCCUGGACUGAUGGACUCUGUAGUGUAAAGUAUUUCUUGAUAUGUGUUUUAUUUAUGACUGAUUGUCUUCGGACAUCGCCCCGGACAACAUUGUGAUAGAGUGACUUGUGCCAACUGAGAGCAGCUACUGUUUCUAUUUAUUCUGUGUGUGGACAGCUCAACAUUACACCACUUCAUACAUUUUGACAAUUCUAUAAUUGGUGAGCAAGACAAUAAAUUAACAUUUCUUUAUAUGUGUCAUAUUUGUGAAUGAUUGUCCUCGUGCAACGCCCUGGUCACCACUGUGAUAGCAUAACUUACAACAUCUACAGGAGACAGGUUCACAGAUGUGUCCAUGUGUAGGUUGCGCAGGAUUCUGGCAGUGGACACGUGACACAUCUAUGGUGUUCCCAUGUUUUUACAGAAACCUUAAUCUGUCUAUCGAUGUUUUCCGAAUAUAUGAUAUUACUGUGCAGGUAGAUUGUUUUGGUAGUAAA